AUGUCAGUCUUCGUCUCUACAUUACAGCGUCUCCAGCCUGGUCGAGCAGUAGCUGCCUUCAUCGCCCUCGCUUCCCUCGCUGCGACACACGCAUUCUUCGUCGAGAUGGGCAUCUUCCGCAAAAGCCUCGAUGUCAAGGGCAAGCACUGCUACAUUACAGGCGGAAGCUCAGGUCUUGGUCAUGCACUCGCUCUGGAGCUCGUCAAGCGCGGAGCGCACGUCACUAUCAUCGCGAGAGGUCAAGCACGGCUCGACGCAGUAAAGGCGGAGCUCGAGACCCACAAGGGGCCAUCACAGAUCAUCCAGGCCAUAUCGGCGGAUCUCACGUCUCCUACGUCAUCUAGCGAUGCCCUGGAACAGGCUGUGAAGGCGCACGGCGGGAAAUGCCCGGAACAUAUCUACCUCUGUGCGGGCCACAGUCUGCCUCAGUUCUUCAUCGAUGCGUCGCCGGAGGAGCUCAAGUCUGGACUGGAUGAGACAUACUGGGUGUCGGCCUACACCGCUCAUGCGGCAACUAAGAUGAUGGUCUCCCAACGCGUGCACGGCAAAAUCGUCUUCGUCUCGUCCUUUGUCGGGUACAUCAGCUUCCCCGGCUACUCUCCAUAUGCCCCGGGAAAGUACGCCCUAAGAGCACUAGCCGAUACGCUGCGUACGGAACUGGUCCCUCACAAUAUCUCGGUCCAUAUCUUCAUGCCCGCCAGUAUCCGAUCCGAGGGCUGGGAGAAUGAAGAACUGCGGAAGCCGAGAAUCACCAAGCAGAUUGAAGAGGGGGAUGAGGUGUUGCCUGCUGGGGAUGUCGCUGAGAGUCUCAUCAUUGGCAUAGAGAAGGGAUACUACCAGAUAACGAAUGUGUUGGUCACCGACCUGAUGCGCGUCUUGUCAAAGGGGAACGCGCCGUACAAUAACAUCUUUAUGGACAUGAUCUACCUUAUUAUCGCCUUGGUUGGUGUACCCAUUUGGAGCAAGUACGUGGAUUACCUCGUCAAGAAGGACGCGCCGGAGGUACGGAAGGAGUUGAAAGAGCGGGGAUUCUACGCCGAUCCAGCUGCAGCAUCGACGCCAAAGUGA
Molecule: messenger RNA, 1068 nt
Organism: Dioszegia hungarica
Lineage: Eukaryota; Fungi; Basidiomycota; Tremellomycetes; Tremellales; Bulleribasidiaceae
Product: putative oxidoreductase
Exons: 8
Coding region: 1-1068 (355 amino acids)
Biological process (GO): sphingolipid biosynthetic process
Cellular component (GO): endoplasmic reticulum membrane
Molecular function (GO): 3-dehydrosphinganine reductase activity
Source: RefSeq, a predicted model, not a curated record